AUGUGGUUUAUUAAAUUAGUUGUAUUUGUUGGAAUAUUAAAUAAAUAUUCAAAUGGAUUUUCUAAUAAUUUUAAAUAUUCGUUUGAUUCAAUUUCAAUUAAAACCAAAUCAAUUCCAUGUCCAGAUAAACAAAGCUAUUGUCCUGAUAAUGAAACAUGUUGUCUAUUAUCAUCAGGCCAAUAUGGUUGUUGUCCUCUGCCUGAUGCUGUUUGUUGCAAUGAUAACCUUCAUUGUUGUCCACAUGGUUAUACGUGUGAUGUUGAACAUUCAAGAUGUCAAAAAGGAUUUGAAAAUUCUUAUGAUAUUUUAUGCCCUGAUCAUGAAAUGUCUUGUUCUGAUGGUGAAACAUGUUGCCAAUUACAAUCGGGUGAAUAUGGUUGUUGUCCACUACCAAAUGCUGUUUGCUGUAAUGAUUAUAGUCACUGUUGUCCAAAUGGAUAUACAUGUAAUAUUCAAGAAAAUAAAUGCGACAAAGGAAUUUCAAUUCCAUGGUUUAGAAAAAAAUCAGCUUUUCGUUUGAAAAAUAUUUUAUCAUCAAAGUUCAUUAUUCAAAAUUUAUCAUUAUCUCUUUCAAUAAUUCAAUGUUCUGAUGAAAAAUCAAUUUGUCCAGAAGAAACAACUUGUUGUGAAUUAAAUGAUCAUUCGCAUGGAUGUUGUCCAUAUCGUCAAGCAUCUUGUUGUUCUGAUAAAAUUCAUUGUUGUCAAAAUGGUUAUUCAUGUGAUGAAUCUGGUUCAAGAUGUAUCAGACAUUUGAAUUUUAUUGAAAAACAAAAUAUUAAAAGGCAAAGAUUAAUUCCAUUGCCGAUUUUUCAAGAACAAAUAUGUCCUGAUGAGAAAACAACGUGUUCAUUGAAUUCAACAUGUUGCCCAAAUAAAAGUGAACAAAAUAUCAGUUAUUCAUGUUGUCCUUAUUCACAAGGUACUUGUUGUGGUUCAAAUGGUUCAUUUUGUUGUCCACAUAAAUAUGUUUGUGAUGAAAAACAAUUAACUUGUCAAUUAAAUAAAACAAUUAAUAUUGAAAAUCAACUUCUAAAUAAAUGUGGAUCAUCGAAUUUCGUUUGUCAAUUUAAUCAAACGUGUUGUAAAACUUCUCAAUCAACUUAUGAUCAAUAUGCUUGUUGUGAUUUCCCUCACGCUGUUUGUUGUAAUGAUGGUCAACAUUGUUGUCCCAUGGGUACUUUUUGUGAUAACAAAUCUUAUGGAUGUAUUACAAGUUAA
Messenger RNA from Rotaria socialis, 1218 nucleotides. The record is from the annotation of a GenBank genome assembly. NCBI's taxonomy places the organism in Eukaryota, Metazoa, Rotifera, Eurotatoria, Philodinida, Philodinidae.